Molecule: messenger RNA, 1762 nt
Organism: Drosophila grimshawi
Lineage: Eukaryota; Metazoa; Arthropoda; Insecta; Diptera; Drosophilidae
Product: transmembrane protease serine 9
Exons: 4
Coding region: 29-1696 (555 amino acids)
Biological process (GO): proteolysis
Molecular function (GO): serine-type endopeptidase activity
Source: RefSeq, a predicted model, not a curated record
AUCAUUCGUUACUCAACAAACGAUAAACAUGAAAGUGCUCGUAGUUCUCGCCCUGGCAAUUGCCACCGUCUCCGCUGGCGUUAUGCCACAGGAUGUCGCAGUGCAUCCCCGUGACAUGCCUGCUGAGUCGACAAUUGAUGGUCGCAUCACCAAUGGCAGGACUGCUUCUGAAGGUCAGUUCCCAUACCAGUUGGGACUUAGCUUCUCCAGCAGCAGCGGUAGCUGGUGGUGUGGUGGCUCCCUCAUUGACAAUUCUUAUGUGCUGACCGCAGCUCACUGCACCAGCGGUGCCUCGUCUGUGAAAAUCUACUAUGGUGCUCUUCAGCGCACCAACGCCAAGCUUACCCAGACCGUGUCCAGCUCAAACUUCAAACAGCACACUGGCUAUAACUCUGUUACCCUGAAAAACGAUAUCUCACUGAUCAAGACUCCAGCAGUUACCUUCACCGCGUACGUCAACAAGAUUAUGCUGCCCCCAAUUGCCAGCAGCUACUCCACCUAUGAAGGCCAGAGGGCAACCGCCUCCGGCUGGGGCAAGAUCUCUGACAACGCUUCGGGUGUGACCAAUGUUCUGCAGUACCAGAUCUUCGAUAUUGUAUCUGUUGCCACUUGCCAGAGCUACUAUGGCUCUCAGACUGCCUCCUCCAGUGUUAUCUGUAUUGCCACCCCCAAUAAGUCCUCCACCUGCAGUGGUGAUUCCGGCGGCCCAUUGGUCCUGGACAGCACUGGCAGAUUGGUCGGUGUUACCUCCUUCGUUGCCGCGGUUGGUUGCGAGGCUGGUAAACCAUCUGGAUUCACCCGUGUGACCAGCUACUUGGACUGGAUCCGUGACAACUCCGGUGUAUCCUACGUUACUCAGCAAACGAUAAACAUGAAAGUGCUCGUAGUCCUCGCCCUGGCAAUUGCCACCGUCUCCGCUGGCGUUAUGCCACAUGAUGUCCCUGUGCAUCCCCGUGACAUGCCCGUUGAGUCGACAAUUGAUGGUCGCAUCACCAAUGGCAGGACUGCUUCUGAAGGUCAGUUCCCAUACCAGUUGGGACUUAGCUUCUCCAGCAGCAGCGGUAGCUGGUGGUGUGGUGGCUCCCUCAUUGACAAUUCUUAUGUGCUGACCGCAGCUCACUGCACCAGCGGUGCCUCCUCUGUGAAAAUCUACUAUGGUGCUCUUCAGCGCACCAACGCCAAGCUUACCCAGACCGUGUCCAGCUCAAACUUCAUACAGCACUCCGGCUACAACUCCGUUUUGCUGAGAAACGAUAUCUCACUGAUCAAGACUCCAGCAGUUACCUUCACCGCGUACGUCAACAAGAUUAUGCUGCCCCCAAUUGCCAGCAGCUACUCCACCUAUGAAGGCCAGAGGGCAACCGCCUCCGGCUGGGGCAAGAUCUCUGACAACGCUUCGGGUGUGACCAAUGUUCUGCAGUACCAGAUCUUCGAUAUUGUGUCUGUUGCCGAUUGCCAGAAGUACUAUGGCAGCCUGACUGUCACCUCAAAGGUCAUCUGCAUUGCCACCCCCAAUAAGUCCUCCACCUGCAAUGGUGAUUCCGGCGGUCCAUUGGUCCUGGACAGCACUGGCAGACUGGUCGGUGUUACCUCAUUCGUUGCCGCGAUUGGUUGCGAGGCUGGUGAACCGUCUGGAUUCACCCGUGUGACCAGCUACUUGGACUGGAUCCGUGACAACUCCGGUGUCUCCUACUAAAUGCACUUUCAAAAUAAACGACAACAUACCUAAUAAAACUGCACUAAAAACUUUUUUUGAUAGAAA